AAGCUGGCGCCGCCUCAGACUCUCACUGCAAAGACGACAUAUGAAUGUUUUUAUACAGUUUGGAGCAGCUUUUGCUUCUUAACUGAGAAAAGACUGACUACUGAAUCAGGACUUGAGGACGUUUUUGGACUUCUUCUGUCUUGUCCAUCUGUAUUUUCUCACUUUUUCGGAGUGAAGUGAACUCUGGAUGGGGGAAAAGCUCCUGAGUGUUCCAGGAGGAGCCCAGCUCCGCAGAGACACUUUGAGUAGACCAGUGCGGACCCUCAGGGUUAAGAUGGUACUUCUGGGAAGCUCUGGUGUGGGAAAGUCCAGCCUGGCAAUGCGAUUUGGCAAAGAUGAGUUCAGGAGUACAUCACCUACUGUGGGCUGUGCCUACCUGACCCAGGUGGUGCCUCUGAGUGAUGUCACUCUUCGCUUUGAGAUAUGGGACACCGCAGGGCAGGAAAAAUACCACAGUGUCACCCCACUUUACUACAGAGGAGCCCAAGCUGCACUCUUGGUCUAUGAUAUCAGCAAAAGGGAGACAUUCAUCAGAGCUCAAGUGUGGCUUAAAGAGCUUGAGAAACAGUACACCCCAGGAUCUACUGUCAUAUGGCUUGUAGGCAACAAGGGAGACUUGGAACAGGAUCGACAAAUCUCAGUGCAGGAAGGACAGAGUCUGGCUGAUGACAGGGGCUUAUUCUUUACAGAGACAUCAGCUCUGACAGGGGAUCAAAUCAGCCAGCUGCUGAAAGCUGUAGCCCACAGAGUGUAUGAGUGUAUUGGAGAGCAGCAGGGAGGUUUGUCAGAGUGGCAGGAGACACCACAUGUGGAUCUGCAUCGCAAAGACACAUUCAGUCCUUUUGCAUUCUGCUGUAAAGUUGGACCCUAAACUUUGUCUCUGCCAUAUUACUGUCUGUUCUGUCUCUCUGCCUGUCUUCACCAUUUUAAAGCUGCACUAGGUAACAUGUGGGUAUAAGUACAUCAAAACAUCAAUAAAAGGCUUGUAGAUUCUGAA
This is a messenger RNA of Epinephelus lanceolatus (giant grouper), 997 nucleotides long. RefSeq names its product ras-related protein Rab-17-like. The record is from RefSeq and is a predicted model, not a curated record. Gene Ontology annotation, molecular function: GTPase activity; GTP binding. Lineage: Eukaryota; Metazoa; Chordata; Actinopteri; Perciformes; Serranidae.